Suillus discolor is the source of this 2126-nucleotide messenger RNA. Its product is annotated as glycosyl transferase family 90-domain-containing protein. The transcript is spliced from 6 exons. The record is from RefSeq and is a predicted model, not a curated record. NCBI's taxonomy places the organism in Eukaryota, Fungi, Basidiomycota, Agaricomycetes, Boletales, Suillaceae. The coding region runs from base 66 to 2024 and encodes 652 amino acids.
AUUAAGUUCCGAAUGUUCCGAGUUCUUAAAGGACAUGCAACAUGAGUGCGUUUUAAUGGUCCUCAAUGUCCCCAUUCCGAAUAACUCGCAGAUCACUCAGAGCUUAUGUAUUUCUGGUCAUCUUUGCUUCCAGUUUCGUAGUAUUCACUCUAACACCAAGUCAUUCAGUGGUUAGCACUAACCUUCCUACAAAUUUUAGUGUAUACCUCCCUCGAGUAUAUCAAGCACACCGCCCUCCCACUGCACCUGCAGGAUCACCAUGGGAUCUAGACUCUGAUACCCUAUACCCCGAACCACCACCACAACGCCCCUCCCACACUUUCCGUCCAGACGGUCUCCUCCAAGUACACCCAGGUGGUAGGCACCCCAUCCUAGACCUCAUCGAACACGCAGAAAAAGAAUGGAAUGCAAAACUCACACGCGCUAGUAAAACGCUUCCUGAAGCAGUUCGUGAGUACCACCUCAGAUACUCGAGAGCACCUCCACCCGGCUUCGAUAGAUGGUACGUUACUCGCGUCCUUUCAGACCCUCCUCUAAACCCCAACAGGUGGGCAUACGUCCAAAAGCACAACGUCCAGCUCCCAGACGAGUACGACCAGAUCAACACCGACCUCGCUCCUUUCUGGGGUAUAAACCCUGCACGUCUCCAAGAAAUCCAGCUCGCUCACGAAAGUCACCACCACAGCUACACCAUCGCCAAGUCAACACCCUCAGGUCCUGUCCACUUCGGAAACGAGUCACUCCCCGCAGACGAAGACACUCGCAAAAACUUAUUAGUAGCCGCCAAUCAGCUCCUAGACUUGAUCAAGGAGGUCGAAGACGAGUUGCCGUUGUUUAGAGCUGUGUUCAGCCCCCAUGACAACCCAAAUGUCUUUCUCACCCAUGACAUGAGGAGAAAGGUUGUCGAGGCUGGGGAAAAGGGGAAAUCACUCGACUUCCAAACUCAGGACCCACCCCCAUACAUCCGUGGCUGGAUGCACGCCUGCCCCUUGAACAGCAUCGCACGCAAUCCACCCCCCUCCCCACCCCCACACACACCAAAACCCAGAACAUUCAUCCACGACCACCUCCUCGCCAUGGACCCAUGCGCCCAUCCUUCCCAUCUCGCCCAGCACGGCCAGUUCCUGAGCCAUGGCCCCGGCCCCGUCGCGUACCCCUUCCCAAUCCCACAGUUCAGCUAUUGCAGUAGCCCAUUGCAUUCUGAUAUCAGGGUCCCGAUCAUGUUGAGUUGGGUAGAUGACGUCGAGGGUGUGGAAGAAGGGGACCUGGAAGAAGCGUGGAUGGAGAAGGAUGAGGAGAGGUUACUUUGGAGGGGGCUGAAUACGGGGAUUCAUCAUGGGAAGGAGAAGCCUUGGAAGGAUUCGCAGAGGGGACGCUUGAUGGAUCUUGUUUCUUCUUCGCCUCCUUCCUCUGGCCUUGAGAAGCGUUCCACCGCGCAGCCAAAAACCAUAGACGCCCUCGUCACCGAUCCUUCAUCCCCUGACGGUGCCAUAACGCAGACCUUUAAAAAAUCAAUCGUGAACCCUGCGAUGAUGGAUGUAGCGUUCGCUGGUCAACCGGGUCAGUGUGAGGACGAGGUGUGUAAGGAGGUGGAGGAAAGGUGGGAGUGGCGGCGGAGGAUGGGCUUUAGGGAGGCUGUGAAGUACAAGUAUGUCCUUGAUGUGGAUGGGAAUGGCUGGUCGAGUCGGUUCAAGAGGCUCAUGACGAGUAAUUCGGUUGUGUUCAAGUCUACGGUAUAUCCUGAAUGGUUCACCCACCGUAUCGCCCCCUGGGUGCACUACGUCCCCAUCCAAGUCGACUACUCGGACCUGUACGACGCGCUCCUCUUCUUCCGCGGGGACCCGAGCGGGCAUGGUGCGCAUGAAGACCUUGCAAAGAAGAUUGCAAGGCGCGGGAGGGAGUGGAGUUUGAGCUUUUGGAGGAAGGAGGAUAUGGUAGCUUAUUUAUAUAGAUUAUUUCUCGAGUACGCAAGAGUCAUGGACUCGGAUCGGGAUUCGCUUAAUUUCGAGUUGGAGGAAUCGUAGGGUUUAGAUUGGAAUCGAGACAGAGACUUCUAGAACAGCAUCCUUGCGUGUCUCAGAUAGUAGACACAGCACACACGCUUAUACCUCGCACACCACGCGUGU